This is a messenger RNA of Exophiala oligosperma, 1940 nucleotides long. RefSeq lists its product as uncharacterized. The transcript has 4 exons. NCBI's taxonomy places the organism in Eukaryota, Fungi, Ascomycota, Eurotiomycetes, Chaetothyriales, Herpotrichiellaceae. Gene Ontology annotation, cellular component: Ino80 complex. Bases 236 to 1705 code for a protein of 489 amino acids. The record is from RefSeq and is a predicted model, not a curated record.
GUUGUAAUAAAAGAUAUUGCGUUUCAGAUACCUAUAUUAUCUUAUCAAGAUUGCUAGAGAUCAGUUGAUCGCGCUUGAUUUCUCGUGAGUUGGGAAUCACGGACACAGAAACUCGAAAUACAACAAAACCGCAAAGGACCUCAACCAAGGAUCAACCGCCACGAAGCUUCGCAAGAACAUCGGGCGCCGAGCCCAAAACGAAGCAAGGCCCCGAUAGCAGCCGAUCCAACAGAAAAUGACAGAUCGCAGCCGACGCGUGCGACGUCAAGUCAGCGAUGUAACUGAAGACUUUUCCGACGAUUCAGAAACAGGGAGUGGUGAAGAUUACGACCCUAGAAAAGCAGACUCGAUGCGUAGAGCAGGCAGAUAUGAAUCCUCAGGGGCUUCUAGCCAGACGUCCUCCAGGCCGCGCCGAUCUGGAAACUCAACCUCGAUCUCAUCAGCAUCCAUUCAACGAGGAUUCGGCUCCCAAGAAGACCGACGACAUAGUCUCAAGUUGACCGUGAAAGCACCGCCCAGCAAACUCCGCGAGGUCAUGCGCGCCAAUGAAGUCGAGACACUGAAAGACACACUCGGUGGGGGCCAGGUCUUGGAUGGACCCCGAUCGAGCCGUAGAUCGACACUCGCUGCCAGAACCGGUGUUCGUGGCGCCCAAAAGCCAAAGUAUGCCGACUUUGGUGAUAGUGAAGAAGACGACGAUGACGCAGAGGAAGACGAGGAGGAAGAAGAGGAAGAGGAUGAGGAAGAAGAAGUUGAGGAGGAAGAAGCAAUGAAUGAUUUUGAUGCACUCGGCGCAGAGGCGGAAGGCACCACCGACGAAGACGAAGAUGUCGAAAUGGAAGAUGCUCCUGCUCCUCCACCGUCAAAGAAAACAGCCCCACCCAAAGCACCCAAGAUCACCUUGAAGCCACCAGCCAAGAAAGUCGACGGUAAACAAAGCAAGCCCAAAUUGGUCGUCACCCCAGCCAAUGUCGGUCCCGUCAAGUCGGUCGAAGACCAGGAAAUGGAGGAUGACCCAGGUGACGAAGAAGUCGAGGAAGGCUCUUCUGACCUGUCCGACGAAGACAACGAAACUCCCGCCAAUGCCGACGACGAAGAUGCGGAAGGCGAGGAAGAUGAGAUUGAAGUAGGAGAGACGACUCUUCAGGCUGAGGAUGAGGAAGAGCUCGACGAGGAUGACGAAGAAGACGACAGUGACAGUCUCGACGAUAGUGACGACAUGCCUGCGUCUGGUAGUGCUACUCCAGAUCUGAGUAGGAUGACCAAGAGGCAAAGAGGCAGACCGGAAGAUCAGAACACACUGAUGGCUUUGGACAUGGCACCUCAGCAGCGAAAGUUCUUCACCGAUGAGGAAAAGGCGAUGAAGAAAGACGAGCAUGCCAGAAAGCGCAAGGAAUUGACAAAGCGAAAGGUGCAAGAAGAAAAGACAGCUGCCUUGAAUCGUUUGCUCAAACCUCAAGUGUCCAAAACUCGAGGUGCCGCUCCGAAACCAGAAACCCUUGCAGCUGCAGCGGCCGCAAUCGGAUCGCCAUAUGAAGAGGACGAUUACGUGACGAGGGCCCAUCCGCUUUACACGAGAUGGAUCAGUACGAAGGAUGGCAUCAAGCUUGGUGUUCCAGAAGUUUGGUUGGGUAAGAAUGUUGGUAAAUAUUUUGGACCACCUCUUCCGCCGAGUAAUGGCUCGCUUGUGCAAGAACUCGACUAGAGAGAGACGGAGGGAUUGGUUUGAUGACGAUGAUGAUCGGGGGUGUCACUGCCUGCACUGGCGUCGUUGUGAUUGUAUGAGUAUCAGCAUGGUUACAUUCGGGACACUUCAACAACGAACAUGGAUAUGGGGGCAGGUCGGUUGGUACGAGUAGACAGAUAGGACUCCUUACUGCAUUUGAAAGGGUCGAGAACUUGGUACUCUCAAAAACGAAUAAAAACUUAUUUCACUUCUG